AUGCCCGAUCAAACGGCGGAAAUAAAUUUCACCGUCGUGUUGUACGCCGGAAUCAUGUACACGGGUCUGGUGAUUUCCGGAUGGUUGCUAAUGCGUCUGACGAUCGCUUGUUUCAAAUUGCCGUCCAUAUUGAACGCGGGACAGUUUCAGGAAGGACUCGAGGACGAAGAAGAGUUGAAAAAAGCUUACGAAAUGCUGAUAGGUAGGUACACCUACGGGCUAUGACCGAAAUCGACCGACAUCCGUCGUAAUAAUUGUGUUAUUAUAAUCGCCAAGGGAUAGGCACGACAUCAUGCACCGCAACAAGUCUGCACACAUUAAUUAAUAGAUAAAUAAUUCGCGUAGGUAAUAAUAUUUAUAGCGAGUCCGAAUGUCGGACAAAUUGUCGAUCAGUCGUGAAAGUCGUUCGCCGACGCACUUUGGACCACUUGAAAUGCAUUUUUGUCUUCUCAGCGUUUUUUUUCCCCCGGCAUUAUUAUUGCGAAGAACACAAGGAAUUUCGAAAAAUCACCACCCCAACACAGCGGCCCAUCCGGGGAGGCUGAGGGGGCUGCAGCCUUCUCCCAAACGUCAAGAAAUCUUAAAUUGUUGUUUUGAAAUAUACAUUAUAGUAGCAUUAUUAAUAAAACGCGUAAUUUGAUUUGUAACUGAUCAGCUCCCUCAGAAAAAAUUCUCAAAUACGACACCGUCCCCAACAACUACGAUUACGGAAAUUACGGAAAAAAAAUUGUACAAAAAAGUUUUCGAAAGAAAUUUUCGAUUGAAGCAAGUUGCUUAAAUCGGAACAAAUAGCUAAGACGAAAGAACUAAAAAAAAAACCAAAUAACAAAAGAGCUGAUACCGAGAACAGGCGUAGCCAUUGUUGUAGGUGGGAUGCUAGGAAGGUACAUUAGUUCAUUGAUAUCUGUACGCAACAAUAAAACCAUUUCUAACGAGAAACGAUUCGGAGGGAAGUUCGUAGACAUAUUUUAAAAUGUCGUGAUUUUUAGUUUAUACGAUUUUCGUCAAAAUAUGACGUUAAAUUUUUUUUUCAUACCACCGAGUACAACUUAUUAUAAUUUUAUUUGUCGACACAAAAUUCGUGGACCUCCUCAAUGUAGAGGACUAGAGAAAAUGACCUUUCAGAAAAGGUGCUACACUCGAUACUUCGGAGCGAGAUUUCCGGUAGAAAAGUCGUGUUCACAGACACACAAAAAAAAAAAAACACACACACACACGGUAAAACCAAUAGAUCCAUUACUGCGCUCCGGAUCUAAAAACACAGGGCCGGACUCAGGUCUCGCGAUGCUCUGGUGUCGAAACACAUCCCGCCGGGCCCCGAUAAUUAUGGCCGCCGGUAUAAAAACGAUACCCGGUAUUCGAAAUCGUAAACGAUAG
Messenger RNA from Cinara cedri, 1377 nucleotides. The record is from the annotation of a GenBank genome assembly. NCBI's taxonomy places the organism in Eukaryota, Metazoa, Arthropoda, Insecta, Hemiptera, Aphididae.